Messenger RNA from Caenorhabditis briggsae, 465 nucleotides. Bases 1 to 465 code for a protein of 154 amino acids. Gene Ontology annotation, molecular function: transmembrane signaling receptor activity. The record is from RefSeq and is a predicted model, not a curated record. NCBI's taxonomy places the organism in Eukaryota, Metazoa, Nematoda, Chromadorea, Rhabditida, Rhabditidae. The transcript has 3 exons. Gene Ontology annotation, biological process: sensory perception of chemical stimulus. Gene Ontology annotation, cellular component: membrane.
AUGCAAAUCGAUUAUUCAAUCUCUUCUGGUAUUAAAUCGGAUGACAGCCGUUCUUUUUCCAAUAAAACAGAACAAGAUAUGGAAAAAAAACAUAUUCCAUGGAUAAUUCCAAUUGUUUUCUUUAUUCCACUAUCUGCCGAUUGGAAUUUAAUUAUUUCGAAAGCCGGUUUAUUGGUUAACUUUCUCAAGAUAGUCCCUUGGGCAAGCCAAUCUCUUUUCCAAUUAGUUUUUAUCAUUAUUGCAUUAUCAUUUAUUGCAGUUUGUACUUCUGUUACAUUGUAUAUUCUCAUUAUGCUGCCAACGAGAUUCCGGGAUUUAGAAAAGUCUAUAACCACUGUAUCAGUUGUCAUUUCUCUCGCUUUUUCGGCUGUUGAGAUUCUCUUCCAAUUUUUCUCUUUCAACUCAAAAGUCACAUCAGUGUUUCUAUUGACAAUGCUUGUUUACGACGUUUUGAAUGUUGGGUAG